Molecule: messenger RNA, 578 nt
Organism: Selaginella moellendorffii
Lineage: Eukaryota; Viridiplantae; Streptophyta; Lycopodiopsida; Selaginellales; Selaginellaceae
Exons: 2
Coding region: 44-376 (110 amino acids)
Biological process (GO): mitochondrial respiratory chain complex IV assembly
Cellular component (GO): mitochondrion
Source: RefSeq, a predicted model, not a curated record
UACUCUCAAAGCUCUUGCUUGUUUUGCCCUAAUCUGGCGAGGAAUGGCGUCGACGCAGCAGGAGAAGGUCCCGGCCGCGGCGGCGGAGCAGCAGCACAAGCGUAAGUUCCCGAUUUCUCUGCCCGAUGUGCGCGGCUCGCGCAGCCGGCCAAAGUUCUGGCUCGAGAUGUUCAAAUUCAGCGUCUACGUGACGAUCCCGGUGGUUCUCAUCUUCGGCUUCUCGGCUGGCUCCGACGCGCUCAACUGGGCCAUCCGCAAUCGAAGCUACGUCGUCUACCCUCCACAGAAUUCCAAGCCUCUACCGCCGCCAGAAUUCUUCAUGGAAGUUGCCAGAAGGAGAAGAGAGGCUCGGGAAAAGGCGGCAAAAGAUCUCUGAAGGACGAUGGAAACAGAGAAGUAGAAAAGGAAACGAGGACCAGGUCUGAAGACGCUCGAGAGAGAGAGGCGAAGCGAAUGUUAUGUGUGAGUCUUUCUCCUGAGGAACAAGGUAUUCAGGCCCGUUUGCGUCAUUGCUUACAUACCUUGGCUUCACAGGAACACUAAGAUAUAGCCAUCUAAGUGCUUUGUUUCUUCUUUCU